Molecule: messenger RNA, 4182 nt
Organism: Aspergillus nomiae NRRL 13137
Lineage: Eukaryota; Fungi; Ascomycota; Eurotiomycetes; Eurotiales; Aspergillaceae
Exons: 6
Coding region: 1-4182 (1393 amino acids)
Biological process (GO): carbohydrate metabolic process
Source: RefSeq, a predicted model, not a curated record
AUGGAAUUCACUCGCUGUGGCAUCCAUGGCUUCCAUGAAGUCAUCGGUAUAGACACCGAUGAGAUUAGAUUCUUCUGGGCUUUACACGCCGACAACGAGUAUGCCAGGCAGACAGCCUAUCGGGUAGUUGUGUCCACCGACCGUGACAAUUUGGCAUCGAGUGGUGUAUGCUGGGACUCGGGGCGCGUUGAGAGUGAUGCUCAGAGAAACAUCAAAUGCACUCCCAACCAGCCUUUCCAGUCGACCACUUUCCAUUAUUGGAGAGUGACCGUAUGGGACGAAAAUGGCAUUUCAUUUGAAAGCUCUGUGAACGAGUUCUAUACCUUAUAUCCGCGCUCAUCGGGGCUGUUACCACCGUACAGCAUGAACCAGACAUAUAUGCCACACAGUAGUCUCAUAUUCCGGACUUGGUUUGAGGAUGAGCCCAACCGAUGGAAAGCGGUUUGGGUGGGCGAUGGCGGAGACAAGCCCAUCUAUUUAAGAAAGUCUAUUCAGCUUGCUCGACAGCCCUCUCGAGUCGUUGUAUUUGCAUCGGGACUGGGACAUUUCAAUCUCACCGUCAACGGAAAUGCAGCAUCUGAUCAUGUACUUGAUCCUGGCUGGACAAAUUACCACCGAUCUGUUCAGUAUGUCGGUUACGACUUAACUUCUCAAUGGCAACAAGGGGAGAACGUCAUUGGGGCUCAUGUUGGAAACGGCUUCUACGCAGGUGAUCAGGGUGACCGUUUUUUCUGGCCCACAUAUGAGGAUAAUACCUUCGUUCGGUAUGGAAACGAGCUAUGCUUCUUCGCUGAGGUUCACCUACACUAUGCCGAUGGUUCCCACGAGACCAUAGUGUCAGACCCAACGUGGAAGGUGAGGAAAAGUGCUACCACCCUUGCCAAUAUUUAUGCCUCAGAGAAUCACGAUCGACGGUUGUACCCCACUGGUUGGGAUUCUCCUGAUUUUGAUGAUGCGGAUUGGUCGCCAGCAAAGCCUUUGACUGGUCCAAGAGGCAAGUUGAGCUAUCAGAGCCAGCCCCCAGUCGUUCUGCAUAACACUUUUCACCCUAUCAAACGUCAGGUCACUCGCCCUGGCGUUAUCGUUUAUGACUUGGGGCAGAACUCCAGCAUCAUGGUGCAACUGGAGGUCAGUGGACCAUCUGCAUCAGAGGUCAUUGUUAGAUACUCCGAAACCCUUGGCGAUAAUGGAGAGGUCUUCAUGCCAGAUCCCCUGUUCAAAGAAUUCGAGCAUAACGUAUACUCGAAGAUCGUCCUUACUGGUGAAGGCCGCGAGACAUGGACUCCGGACUUCUGCUUCACAAGUGCUCGAUAUAUCCAAGUGGAGGGGGUCUCCGACGCCGAUAGUGAUAAUCUUCCCAUCAUUCAUUCUCUAAGUGCUCGACAUGUCUCAUCAGCUGCACGGCAGCUUGGGUGUCUCAAAACCGAUAAAGAAGACGUCAAUGCACUUAUCAAUGCUUGUUAUUGGACCUUCGCCAGCAACAUAUUUAGCUACCAUACCGAUUGCCCACAGAUUGAGAAAUUCGGAUGGCUCGAGGUCACAUCGCUUCUUGCACCUGCCACGCAGUAUAUCCGUGAUAUGGAAGCCGUCUACACGAAAAUUUUGGAUGAUAUCAUCGAUGCUCAGGAGCCAAAUGGUUUGGUACCUACAAUGGCACCGGAGAUUCGGUACAUGUGUGGUCCUCUCCAUGACACUAUUACCUGGGGCUGUGCGGUGUGCUUCCUUCCCGAGCUGAUCAAGCGCUACUACGGGUCUACCCACGUAUACUCUAAGAUAUAUCAGCCUUGUGUACGAUAUAUGGAGUAUAUGAAAACAAAAGAACGGAAAGGCGGCCUAAUUGAGCAUGGACUAGGCGACUGGGGCUAUGAUAUAGCGUUCGGAAAUCAUCAAGCAAACAUUGAAACUGCGGUUUACUAUCGCUGUCUCUGCAACGUAUCAAUGAUGGCAAAGGAGCUGGGAUUUACCGAGGAUGCGGCCUUGUAUGAGGCCUGGGCUGCACGUAUCUACGGUGUUUACAAUUCCCACCUUCUGGUCUCCGAUAAGACUGAAUACCCCUAUGCUUUCUAUACUUCUCUAGAUAAUCCUGGUGUCCAUGACCGCACUAUGGUUAACCAGGCACUCGCGCUGCAGUUCGGCCUGGUGCCCGCAGAGUACCGCUCUGAUAUCAUCCAGGCAUUUGUUGCUGCCGUAGAGGAGUCGGGCCCGAGGAUUCGCGCUGGAGAAAUUGGGCUGAAGUACGUCUGGAGCACGUUUGCUGAGGCCGAAGUAGAUCGUCCCGACCUUGUCCUCGCCAUGGCCAGGCAGGAGGAACAUCCCAGUUACAUGCGAUUCAUCCGACGCGGUGAGACCACUCUCUCAGAGUUUUGGCAGGACGCUUGCCGGUCCAAGUGUCACGAUAUGCUUGGAACGAUCUAUGAAUGGUUCUACGCUGCGGUGCUUGGUGUGCAGCCUGUCGGCGAAGCGUACCGCACAUGGAAACUGCGGCCGCCAUUUCGAAGUGAGUUCGACUUUGUGGAAGGAGAAGUGGAUUGCCCAUAUGGCUUGAUUCGGGUAUGCUUUGAUCGUACGCAGGCUGAGGACACGAGUGCCAAGCUAGAAGUUACGGUCCCAACCAGCACCGUCUGUCCACCCCGUGUUCGCGAAGCUCUCCGCAUUUCACUCAGCGCCAAGGAAUACAAGAUCCUCCAUGACCUUGCUGUUCGGCGCGCCCCCGUGAAGGUCCAGUCUAAAUUGCCCUCUCCAUCAAGAUAUGAAGCCAUAGUGCGCUCAAAAAACAAAUACAAUGAGGCAGCUCUCCGCGCCUCUCUUCGAGUAUUCCUUGUAUCAGGAGCUUUAUUGAAAUUCGUUGGUUGGGCACUUGCAAGAAUCCGAGGGGAUCUGUCCAAGAAGAAAACACAAACUUCUUUCCUCCGCUCCCCCAACUUCCGCUUGUCAGCGUCCCUUUCGCUCGUCCUUCUCUUCCACAGACUUCUGCAUCGCUUCUUCGCCCGGCUACGCGCGAACCUCCGCACAGAUGAAGCCCAACCCUUCCGUAAUCGGAACCCUCGAGUGUCAAAAGCGUUGACAUCACGCUAUGCGCCCGCUGUUGGGGCUAGUCUGGCCCUUUUUGGCCUGGGCAUAUGCCCUCAGAAUCAGCUGCGACUGACAGCCGCAAUCUGGAUGGCUACUCGGAGCUUGGAGUUUCUUUUCAACGUCAUCGAUGAGAAAGGAUGGCUUGAGAAUCGGCCUGUGUGGUUUGGAAGCUGGUUGCUGAUGCCCCUGUCCUGCGCGCAGUUAUUCCAUGCGUUCAUCUUCGAUCGGGAGGCGACACCUAAGUGGCUCGGAAAUGUCAUCUUCAGGCUCUCUCCAGGCUACAUCCUCGAUCGCCCUGAAAGUUUGCCUACAGAGUUUUCUUGGCCGGGAAAGGAGGAUGUGGUUGACUCGCUCGCAACUGUCGCUAAUUUGCGCUGGCCCGCAUUCGUCUCGCCGAUAUUGCAUCCCGGAGACCUUAAUACCCUACCGUCUGCUGUCAAGUCUAUUUCACCAAUUACCGGACCUGCUCAUCCGUCUAUUUCAAGCCUGUCUUGCGCAUUGCUCCAUUCGAGCAGCCCCAGCUGUAGUACGGCUUUUUUGCACAAUAUUCUCCUCUCGAUCCCUCGUCUGGCCCGGUUUGUGACAACCGUUACCUUGGCGCUGUCUGUGCUCAAGUUCAAGAAGCUGAUGGCCAAUCCUAUCACCUCGAUCAAUAAUCUUUCGAAGAAAAUCAUCACACUGACUGCUGUCCUCUCUGCGUCUGUCGGCUCCGCGUGGGGCAGCAUUUGUCUCUGGAACUCACUUUUCCCGCGCUCUGUCCUGCCUACCAAACGCUUCUUCCUGAGCGGUGCAGUUGCGGGUAUGCCAUUCGCGUUCCUUGCGAAUAGCCGGAGCGUUUUCACGUACUUUUUCCGAGCCGCCGUGGAUUCGGCAUGGAAGACGGGCACCAAGCGGGGGCUCUGGAAGGGAUGGAAGGGCGGGGACCUGUUCAUCCUUGUACUUUCCUGGGCACUGAUCAACUCCAUCUUGGAGAGCAGACCGAAUGCGGUUCAAGGCCGGGGGGUGCGGAAGGCUCUAGCAUGGAUGAAGGGUGAAGGUUUUGUGGACCCGGUUGAUGUUGCGGCAAAGAGGAAGCUGAAGAAAGCCAAGAAGGCUGAGACUGAGCACUAA